AUUGUGGGGUGGACAUGGGUCUGUGUGCCGUGCUGUUGAUUUGUCUCUCACAGGCAGAGCUGACCAGAGUGUGGGCUCAGGAGCAGAAAGGUAUAAUUCACGGGCAGUCAGUUAAGACUGAUGGAGGUCCAUCAGACAUCCAGAGAACAAGAAGAGACCAGCAAGAUCCCAGCAGACGCACUCAGAACAGAACUGGACAAGAGCCGACCAAUAGGUUGUCCAUUGACAUGCUCCCUGACAAUAUGACACGAGUGGUGGAGGACUCCCAGAGGUACUACUCCUGGCGCAGUUUUGGUCCUGGUGACAAACGCACACAGGAUCUCUGGGUGGAUCUUGAUUCAGUGCAUCAAGGACCUGUCAGAGUGCACGCUAUCCUAUCCAACACACACCGACAAGCAUCGCGGUUGGCACUAACCUUUGACUUCUUUUUCUAUGGACAUCAAGUGAGACAAAUCACCAUAGCAACUGGAGGGUUUAUUUUCACUGGAGAGAUAACACACCGCAUGCUGACAGCGACGCAGUAUAUUGCUCCACUCAUGGCAAACUUUGAUCCCAGUUUUUCUAAAAACUCCACUGUGCGGUAUCUGGACAAUGGUGACAUAUUUGUGGUGCAGUGGGACAACGUGAGGCUGAAAGAUCGAGAGACUGAAGGAGCUUUCACCUUCCAGACUGUUCUCUGUCAUAACGGGACCAUUGUUUUCAGCUACAAAGACGUUCCUUUGCCUGUGGAGAAAAUCAACUCCACUGAGCAUCCAGUGAAAGUGGGACUCUCUGAUGCCUUCAUGGCUCUUUUGUCUUCUCCACAGUCUCCAGGUGCUAAACGGCAGACUAUUUAUGAGUACCAUCGGGUGGAGAUUGACACAACAAAGAUUGUCAAUAUCUCAGCAUUUGAGUUUACCCCCUUACCAACCUGCCUCCAGCACAAUUCCUGUGAACAAUGUAUCCAGUCCAACCUGACAUCAGGCUGUGGGUGGUGCAAUACUCUACAAAGGUGUUCGACUGGAAUAGACCGAUACAGGCAAGAAUGGCUGGACUACAGUUGCUCUGAGGAGGUGGCCACCACCACCACGGAGCAGAAGACCACCACGGCGGAGCAGAAGACCACCAGAGCACAGCUCAAGACCACCAUGGCGGAGCAGAAGGAGCUGAAAACCACCAGAGCGUAG
Molecule: messenger RNA, 1166 nt
Organism: Sinocyclocheilus rhinocerous
Lineage: Eukaryota; Metazoa; Chordata; Actinopteri; Cypriniformes; Cyprinidae
Gene: plxdc1
Product: plexin domain containing 1
Exons: 11
Coding region: 15-1166 (383 amino acids)
Source: RefSeq, a predicted model, not a curated record